Vigna radiata var. radiata (mung bean) is the source of this 2530-nucleotide messenger RNA. RefSeq names its product sulfoquinovosyl transferase SQD2. Gene Ontology annotation, cellular component: chloroplast envelope. Gene Ontology annotation, biological process: glycolipid biosynthetic process; sulfolipid biosynthetic process. The record is from RefSeq and is a predicted model, not a curated record. The coding region runs from base 29 to 1744 and encodes 571 amino acids. NCBI's taxonomy places the organism in Eukaryota, Viridiplantae, Streptophyta, Magnoliopsida, Fabales, Fabaceae. Gene Ontology annotation, molecular function: UDP-sulfoquinovose:DAG sulfoquinovosyltransferase activity. The transcript is spliced from 11 exons.
GAUAUAACGUUGACACGUUCUCAAAACGAUGUUAAAAUGGCGUUGUAAAUGUAUCGCGAUCCUAACAUUAUUAUACAUUGCAUCCGUAGAUUCCUUUCCAACUUCGUUGGAUUAUUCUCUCUCUUCCGACACAACCACUUUAGUAGAUACUAUUCUAUCAAAAUUCAAAAGCUCGUACAUCGUAUAUAGUAUCUUUUCAACCAUGAAAGCCACUGCAUUCACUACAAGUCCCUCCUUUUCUCCACCCUUUUGUUCAUCUGUCACUACCUCUUCUUCUUGUUCCUCAUCGUCUUCCGCGUAUCCUGCUGUAUUUCAACGUUUUAAGUCCUCACGAUUAAAACCCUUCAGUCUUUCUUGCAGAGAAGCACGGUUGUGCUCUUUGCAGGGGUUGAAAGCUAUGAGGGAUAGAAAAAGUUUUGUGCUUGAGGCUGGAAAUACCACCACCGCAGAGGUUGAUUCUCAUGGAGAAGGGGAGAACGAGGGUGCUUUGCUUGGCUCCGAGAAUGAGAACAAUUCAAGGCCUCGGAGAAUUGCUCUCUUCGUUGAACCUUCUCCCUUUGCAUAUGUCUCAGGAUACAAAAACCGGUUUCAAAACUUCAUCAAAUGCCUUCGCGAAAUGGGAGAUGAGGUGAUGGUUGUGACAACACAUGAGGGAGUGCCCCAGGAAUUUUAUGGAGCCAAAUUAAUUGGAUCUUGGAGCUUUCCCUGCCCAUUGUAUCAGAAGGUACCCCUCUCCUUGGCACUUAGUCCCAGAAUAAUUUCAGAGGUAGCCCGGUUUAAGCCUGACAUAAUUCAUGCAUCUUCGCCAGGCAUAAUGGUUUUUGGAGCUCUUAUCAUUGCAAAACUAUUGUGUGUUCCUAUUGUCAUGUCCUACCACACCCAUGUACCUGUGUAUAUUCCAAGAUAUACCUUUAGCUGGUUGGUAAAACCCAUGUGGUUGAUCAUAAAAUUUCUUCACAGAGCAGCUGAUCUGACUCUGGUUCCAUCUGCUGCCAUAGCAGGGGAUCUCCUAGCAGCGAGAGUCACAGCAGCUAACAAGAUUCGUCUUUGGAACAAGGGUGUUGAUUCUGAAAAAUUCCAUCCCCGAUACUGCUCAUAUGAAAUGCGAUUAAGACUAAGCGAUGGUGAACCUGAGAAACCCUUGAUAGUUCAUGUUGGACGGCUUGGAGUAGAGAAGAGUUUAGAUUUUCUCAAAAGGCUCAUGGAUAGGCUUCCUGAAGCCCGAAUCGCUUUCAUUGGUGAUGGACCAUACAGGGAGGAGCUAGAGAAAAUGUUUAAAGGUAUGCCUGCAGUGUUCACUGGAACGCUAAGAGGGGAAGAACUGUCCCAAGCAUAUGCUAGUGGAGAUGUGUUUGUCAUGCCUUCAGAGUCAGAGACACUUGGUUUUGUGGUUUUGGAGGCCAUGUCUUCAGGGAUACCUGUGGUGGCAGCACGUGCUGGAGGUAUUCCUGAUAUAAUCCCUGCAGAUCAAGAUGGAAAAACUAGCUAUUUGUAUAAUCCUGGAGAUCUUGAAGAUUGCUUGAGUAAACUAAGGCCACUUUUGCACAACAACGUGUUGAGGGAAACCAUGGCAAAAGCUGCACGUGAAGAGAUGGAGAAGUAUGAUUGGAAGGAAGCCACACGAAUAGUUCGCAAUGAACAAUACAAUGCUGCCAUUUGGUUCUGGCGCAAGAAAAGAGCUCAACUGUUGAGACCCUUCCAAUGGCUGGCAAAACGUUUUUUCCCUUCACCACAAGUCAACUAAGGUAAUGCAACUUCACCUUCCAAGCUUAGGUUAGUUACUUGCUUGCUUUCUGUGUAGUUGAUAGUUUAAUGCAUUCAUUUCGUUUUGAAUGUAAGGGAACAUGCAUUAUAAUGGCUUGCAUCCUAUUUUGUGCCAUUAUAAAGGGGAUCAAGGCCACAGAUUUGAUCCUUCAAGCCCUAUUCUAUCAAAUUAAAUAUUUGAAUGCCAAAUCUAUUCAGACUAUAGUAUCAUCAUAAACAGCAAAGGAAUUUUACUUUGAUAUUUUGCUGGACUGUUUAACAAGGUACAUGCAUAUAACUUUAGUAUUUAUUAACGUUUUGAAACACAAAUAUGUAUGGUUGAAAAAACACAAUAACAGAUAGCCAAGGGAAAGAACUUUGAUUCAUGAUCAUUGGUGCUUUGAGUGCUAUUAUUGUAAUCAAAGUUAGAUUAAUCUUGGUAAUCGUUAAAUGCAAAACAUACCCAAGAAACCAACACAAAAUAGUUGACAGGACAAAUCUGUCCAAUAAAGGUGUAGGACAGAUAAUAUUUGUCCAACAAAAUCUGUCCAAUAACCCCAUUUGUAUAAUAAGACUAAUAAUAAAAAAAAGUGGUAUUUCCUUCGCCUAGGCAAAUAAUAAGGUUCCUGUACUCAAAUUGUCUAGACAUACGAUUAAGAAUGGAGAAAAAAAAAAAUACCCGUUUGAUCUUUUGGAAAGAAAAUAUAUUAAACCUUGGGAUUUCAAAUGUUCUUAAGGUAGCUUCUUCCACCCAAUAAAGUUGUGAAAUGAUUCAUUUACCUUAUAU